Messenger RNA from Lasiodiplodia theobromae, 1095 nucleotides. Its product is annotated as Map kinase kinase ste7. The coding region runs from base 1 to 1095 and encodes 364 amino acids. NCBI's taxonomy places the organism in Eukaryota, Fungi, Ascomycota, Dothideomycetes, Botryosphaeriales, Botryosphaeriaceae. The record is from RefSeq and is a predicted model, not a curated record. Gene Ontology annotation, biological process: protein phosphorylation. The transcript is spliced from 5 exons. Gene Ontology annotation, molecular function: protein kinase activity; ATP binding.
AUGGCGGAUUCUCAGUUCAAAGUCCGCACGAUGAAGCGGAAGAACGUCAAGGGCCUGGCGCUGAAUGCGCCCCAGCCGCGCGCCGCGCAGUCUGGCGCCGACGCACAGCUGCCUGGAUCGCGCCGCGACGACGACAGGGCCGCCGGCCAGCUGGAGAUUGGCGUCGAGUUCAGGCUGGACCUCAGAGCGGAGGACCUCAUCGUGAUAAGAGAGCUCGGCCAUGGCAACGGAGGCACCGUCAGCAAGGUCCAGCAUGCUGCUACAAAGGCCAUCAUGGCCCGCAAGAUUAUCCACGUCGAGGCGAAGAACGAAGUCCGCAAGCGGAUAGUGCGCGAGCUGCGCAUCAUGCACGACUGCGCCUGCCCGUACAUUGUAUCGUUCUACGGCGCCUUCCAGAAUGAGUCGGGUGAUGUUGUGAUGUGCAUGGAGUAUAUGGACUGCGGCUCGCUCGACGGCAUCUCGAAGAACUUUGGCCCCGUCCGCGUCGAUGUACUGGGAAAGAUCGCAGAAGCAGUUCUUGGCGGCCUCUCGUACCUGUACAAGCAGCACCGGAUCAUGCACCGCGAUAUGAAGCCGUCCAACAUCCUGGUCAAUUCUCGGGGACAAAUCAAGAUUUGUGACUUUGGUGUUUCGAGCGAGCUGGAGGGCUCGGUCGCGGAGACAUUCGUCGGAACCGGCACCUACAUGGCCCCGGAGAGGAUCCAGGGCGCAAAAUACACAGUCAAGUCGGAUGUCUGGAGUGUGGGAUUGACCCUGAUGGAGCUUGCCAUUGGCAAAUUCCCCUUCAACAGCGACGCGGACGACGAAACCGGUGGACCGCAGGGCAUUCUGGACCUCUUGCAGCAGAUUGUGCUCGAGCCCGCCCCCAAGCUUCCCAAGAGCGAUGCUUUCCCGUCGAUUCUGGAGGAGAUGAUCGCGCGCUGUCUGAUGAAGAAUCCGGAUGAGCGGCCAACGCCUUGGGAUCUAUAUGAAACGGACCCCUUCCUCCUUGCUGCUAAGCGUACUCCGGUGGACCUCGAGGCGUGGGCGCCCAACGCCGUCUUCUGCUUCCAAUGGCCGUCACACUCCCACCUCGAGCCAUACCCCACGCUCUAG